UUGGAGAAAUAUAAUAAAUAUAGUUUUGGUUGGUUAUAAGAUGAUGGUGUGACGUCCGACACGACAGUUGGCUACGGUUGGUAUUUCACACGUUUGACAUAUUCUGAUACAAAACAAGAGCAGCCAGCCACCACUCACGUCUCCUCCGCCACCCUUCCUUCCUUCCUUUUAAUAUCUGCCCGCAUCUUCUUAACAAACAAACAACCAACCUCUUCUAUUCAUUCCAAACUCUCUUUUGUUUCUUUCUUUCUUUAUUGCUUCACUUUCAUUGUUUCAUCAUCCUUUCUUUUAAAUGAAAUAUUACCUCUUUUUUUCUUUCUUUGUUUAUUGAUCAUAACUAACAACCCUAAUCUCUUCAUCUCCUACAAAUUGUGGUUCCUUUUUUUUCUUGUAGAUGGGACAAUUCACGACAAUUUUUCAUGGGAGAGCGGUUAAUUAUCGAGCUUGUUUUCACGGUCUAUGUACACUUAUAUUUAUUCUUCUUUGUUGUAACCAAAUCACCAAUUACAGGUCGGGUGUCGACCGUUACACAGCUUUGACAAGCAUGGUAAUUACAGAACCGUCUGAGUGUUCCGGGCUGAAUCAACACAAGGGUUAUGAAAACCAAUGUGAGUUUUUGAAAGCUAAUCCGCAAUGUAAAUCCGAUGCCUAUUUUUAUUAUUUGAAGUUUUUCUACUGUGACUGUCAAGAUUUUGCUGCUUUGGCUUAUAUUGUUCUUGCAAUAUGGGUGGCUGCCUUGUUUUAUCUGUUAGGGAAUACGUCUGCCGAUUAUUUCUGUUGUUGCCUUGAGAAAUUAGCAAAUGUGUUAAGGUUGUCACCAACUGUAGCAGGGGUGACCUUGCUACCAUUGGGGAAUGGUGCGCCUGAUGUCUUCGCUAGCAUCGUUGCUUUUGUGGGUAAUGCUGAUGUGGGACUAAAUAGUAUUUCCGGUGGGGCGGUUUUCAUCAUUUGUGUAGUGGUUGGGACCAUUUCACUAUGUGUGGCUGAUCAGGAAGUGUGUAUUGAUAAGAAAUGUUUUGUGAGAGACGUGUGCACGUUUCUGUUUGCUGUCGUGAUCCUUGCGGUCAUCUUGUUUGUGGGUGAGGUUAGUGUUGGUGGCGCAAUUGCGUUUGUGUCAAUCUAUGUUGUCUAUGCGACCUUCGUUGUUGCUAGUGAAAUUGUCAAGAAGAAAAAUGAAAAUUUUAAAAUACAAGGGUAUGCACCGUUGUUACCUCUUGCUGGAGAUAGAGAGCCGGAUGAUGUGGCAGUCGUUGAAUCUAAGGUCCCGCAUUGGAUGUGGGCGUCACAUGUGGCGAUAUAUUCAGAGGUCAAUAGUCAUGGUUUGGAAGAGAAGCCUCAAUGGGGAUGGAUCGAUGAAGAAACACAAAAUGAGAAUGAGAAUUCGGGUUCAUGGUUUUUGUGUUCCAAGUGGUUAAAGUGGCUAGAGUUCCCGUUAAUGCUACCACGACUGUUAACCAUCCCAAUCAUAGAAGAAGAAAGAUGGUCAAAAGGUUAUGCUGUAGCCAGUGUUACUCUUGCACCCUUGCUUCUAGCCUUCCUUUGGAACAGUCAACAUCCAUCAGGCGAAGAGCUGAUCUAUAUAGGAAGUGCAGUAAUCGGGUGUGUGCUAGGCGUUGUUGCAUUUACAUGCACUAGAGCAGACCAACCGCCACAAAAGUUUUUGCUUGGGUGGGUCCUGGGAGGGUUCUUUAUGAGCAUUAUUUGGUUCUACAUGGUUGCUAAUGAGCUAGUUGCUUUGUUGGUUUCACUUGGUCUUAUAUUUGGAGUGAACCCAGCAAUUCUUGGGUUAACUGUGUUAGCAUGGGGAAAUUCAAUGGGAGAUUUAAUGUCAAACGUUGCGCUUGCAAUAAAUGGAGCUGAGGGGGUGCAGAUAGCGAUAUCUGGAUGCUAUGCAGGGCCAAUGUUCAACACGCUUGUGGGUUUAGGGGUUUCAAUGUUAAUUGGGUCAUGGUCAAAGAGACCGAAUCCUUACAGUAUAUCUGGUGAUAGUGGGUUGGUGUGUAAUCUUGGGUUUAUUGUAAUGGGGCUUGUUUGGGCGCUGGUUGUGUUGCCUAGAAACCAAAUGCAGCCUAGCAAGUUGUUGGGGUUGGGACUUAUUGGUAUUUACUUGCUGUUUUUGGGUUUGAGAAUUGGGAUGGCUGUUGUUGCUAAACAGUAGCUAGGUGAU
This is a messenger RNA of Helianthus annuus (common sunflower), 2167 nucleotides long. Its product is annotated as cation/calcium exchanger 4. Lineage: Eukaryota; Viridiplantae; Streptophyta; Magnoliopsida; Asterales; Asteraceae. Bases 395 to 2158 code for a protein of 587 amino acids. The transcript has a single exon. Gene Ontology annotation, cellular component: membrane. Gene Ontology annotation, molecular function: monoatomic cation transmembrane transporter activity. The record is from RefSeq and is a predicted model, not a curated record. Gene Ontology annotation, biological process: transmembrane transport; monoatomic cation transport.